UUGGUCAAAACAAACUAUCAGACAUACAAAAACGUUUUCAGUUCACAGUGCCAGUAGUAGUUAUUUCAGAAUUUCAAGAACCGGGAUAAAUGUUUCAUAUUUCCAGUUGCUGACUAAAAGCAGGAUGCUCUUUACUCUUCUCCUGUGCUCCGUCUUUGCACAUGUCGGCUGUGACUCCUGCAGGUGCGUGACUUUGCCCUCUAAAGGUGUGCAUGUAAACUGCAGCUUGCAGGGCCUGAGGAACAUUCCUCACCUUCCUGCCCGCACCACAGAGCUGCUGCUGCAGAAUAACCUGCUGACCACCAUUACUCCAGGACAACUAGACAUGCUCCACAACCUCAGGCUGGUUAAUUUAUCCGGGAACCCUUUCCACUGUGACUGCCGUAUCCUGUACUUAAGACAAUGGCUGAAGAUGAAUAAAGCAGUGUCUGUGAUGCCAACGUGUGCCAGUCCUCCAGAACUUGCCCAAAAGUCCAUCGAUGAGCUGACCGAUGCUGAUCUCCCUUCCUGUGCUUCUGAUCAAUGCUCUGGAUUGGCUUAUAAUGCCAUCUUAUGCUCUCUGCUUUGCAUUCUCAUCGGUUUGCUGCUGUGGUGUGUGCAGCUAGCAAGAAACUCCACCUUCAUUCUGGGAAUUGAUGAGAGACACACUGGAUUUGAGGUGGAAUCUCUUCGAUCGCGCAAACCCAAACACAGAAUGAGGAUGAGGUACAGUAUUGGGUCAGGAACCGAUGACAUGGACAAGCCUUUACUCAACAUGGACAUUCUGCCUCAGAUACUGGACGUCCUGCACAAGCAACACAACAUUAAGAUUAAAGUACCAUGAAAAAAAAAA
This is a messenger RNA of Danio rerio (zebrafish), 832 nucleotides long. The record is from RefSeq and is a predicted model, not a curated record. NCBI's taxonomy places the organism in Eukaryota, Metazoa, Chordata, Actinopteri, Cypriniformes, Danionidae.